UGAUAUGAUGGCACCCCAAAUGUUUGUUAUGAUGGCAUAGUGUGCCAUCAUAUCAAAUGGAUCUGAAAUCUGUAUUUGGCAAUGUGCUUUGGUUAAUGGUGAUGUUUUGGUAAUUGGUGAUGGUUUUUCACAGGGUUAGUGCGAUUAUAAGAAUAAGAAUAUAAUUCAAGAAAUGCCAAAAUUCAAGCCUCCAAGUAUCAAACCUCGCCAAGCGUGGAGUGAAGAAAACAUGCGGGAAAUUUGCUAAACCAAGGCCAGAAAACAAGGUACUACUUUUAUUGGAUGGUCACACGAGCCACAAACAUCUUAGUGUUCUGCAAAAAGCGAAAGAGCAUGAAAUCGUAUUAUUCUGCUUUCCGGCUCAUUGUACCCACAGGUGCCAACCUCUGGACAUCGGAUUCAAUAAUAAUAAUAAUAAUAAAUGGUCUUUAUUAAAAAAUAAUAAUACAAUUAAAAAAGAGUAAAAAUCAAAUAACAGUACCAAAUGGGCGAAGUCUAGCAUAAGCUAUUCAUACUUAACCCUAUGGUGGAUAUAGUCCAACAGAACAAAAUUUAUAGAUACAGAACAAACUGCGAUAGGUCAAAAACUAAUAAAACCUAAUGAAUUAAUCUCAGAUAUGAAAAUUACAUCUACUAGUACUAAUGCUGUUAAGGCGAAACCUUUUUUUAUGACCAAUUUUGCAAAAUCUUCACCAAUGACUGCUGUGUCUGAUAAUCGAUCUGUGUCAUUUGAUGAUAUCCCAGGACCUCAUAGUCUUCGGCUUAUUUCGAAAUUUUGGGGCACCAUUCCUAUUAUGGGAGCUGAAGUAACCGUUAGUAUUAUCCAAUACUUACUGAGUGGUGGGAAGUUUUUUGGUGGUAUAUUAAGUUGGGGUGGCAAUAAACAUUUUUUUAAAAAAUUUUUUGAUGUUUAUGGGCCAGUAGUUCGACUUCAUGGCCCUUUUGGUAGUGAUGUAGUGUUGUUAAAUAGGCCAGAGCAUGCAAAUGCUGUUUUCCAAAAUGAAGGCCCUUAUCCAAUUAGGUGUUGUUUAGAUUCAGUAGAAAAAUAUCGCCUGGAAUACAGAAGAUUUCGUCAAGCUGGUCCCUUUUUAAUGUUAAAGAUGGGUAAACCAGCAUCCAAAUUUAUGAGGGUUUGUUCACUUCACUUCAAAGCAAGUGAUUAUUGUGCCAGAUAUUUAGGUGUAACAGGUGGAUAUUUGAAGAGGUACUUAAAGAAAAAUGCAGUUCCUUCACAAAAUCUUCCAAAAAAUUCCGUAAUUGAAGGUACAAAGUCAAGAACGAGAACAUUGAGAACGAAACCAAUUGUUCAUUGUGAAAAAUUAGAGUUACUAGAACAUCAUGUCGUAGAAGACGCAGUGCCUAAUGAAGAUGAAGAAAUUUCACAAGGAACGAAGUAUUCCGUGGAUGAAAUAACUACUGCACAAAGCUUACUAUUACUAUGUGAUAAACAAGUUGCAGAUAUGUGUUCAAGUGAAUACCACUACUCCUAGAUGUGUGACAGACCUGAUAAAAACAGAUGGUCAGUUAAACAGUAUGACAGGUUUCCAAAACUUUAAAUUAUUAGAGACAAUAGAAAGGUUAGUUGAGUCGGUAUGUAUUGAUAAACUUCAUCGAUGGUCGACUCGUUGGACAUUGAGAGACAGAAUUAUUCUAACUUUUUUAAAAUUAAAAAAUA
Molecule: messenger RNA, 1675 nt
Organism: Anoplophora glabripennis (Asian longhorned beetle)
Lineage: Eukaryota; Metazoa; Arthropoda; Insecta; Coleoptera; Cerambycidae
Exons: 6
Coding region: 618-1490 (290 amino acids)
Molecular function (GO): oxidoreductase activity, acting on paired donors, with incorporation or reduction of molecular oxygen; heme binding; iron ion binding
Source: RefSeq, a predicted model, not a curated record